AUGUUUGAUCCUUCCGAAUCUUUAGAGCAGCCAAGUUAUGUAUCCAGGUCUUGCUCUGUGCACUCGGACGUUCCGUACGUACCCCGUAACCCUUUUUCUUUGGAUGAAUAUAGCAAGCAAGAUUUUCAUUUAUAUCACCAUGUCAGUGAUUUCAACAACGAUGAAGGAUUCAAUUUAUCGAAUAUUCUGAAGAUUGAUUCUUCGAAAGCCAAUAGCUGCUUUUCCCUUGUCAAGCAAUAUCUAAUCAAUUAUCGCUUGCUUCGCAAGCACAUGCGAGCGUAUUUCAUUGACCCAGUACCAAGAACCUUCACACUUAGGUUCUACUUGGAAGCGAAAAAUAUAACUGUCCAUGACGAUCAGGCUGCAGUACACUCUAAAGAGCAGAACAAAUGUUCACGAAUAUUGACAUUGGUAAUCAAGAUGAUGCAAAACGUUUGA
Molecule: messenger RNA, 438 nt
Organism: Schizosaccharomyces cryophilus OY26
Lineage: Eukaryota; Fungi; Ascomycota; Schizosaccharomycetes; Schizosaccharomycetales; Schizosaccharomycetaceae
Exons: 1
Coding region: 1-438 (145 amino acids)
Source: RefSeq, a predicted model, not a curated record